This is a messenger RNA of Pocillopora damicornis (cauliflower coral), 1461 nucleotides long. RefSeq names its product melanocyte-stimulating hormone receptor. Gene Ontology annotation, biological process: G protein-coupled receptor signaling pathway. The record is from RefSeq and is a predicted model, not a curated record. NCBI's taxonomy places the organism in Eukaryota, Metazoa, Cnidaria, Anthozoa, Scleractinia, Pocilloporidae. Gene Ontology annotation, molecular function: G protein-coupled receptor activity. Gene Ontology annotation, cellular component: membrane.
AGAUCACGUAUUUGCAUUUGAACUGCGGAACUGUACCUCUCUCGAACAGAAAGCCUGCGACGAUGAAAUAUGAUAAAGAAUAAACCAAUAAACGAAAUGCUUGUCAUGGAGCUUCGUGCGUUUCCCCGAUAAUACAUACAGCGCCUCCAAAAUAGUUACGGGCUGAACUGUUGAAGAAAGACUGAAGCCAGAGGACUCACAAGUACAGCUCCAGAUAAAAAGAAGUCCAAAGAGAAUUUUUCAAAUCUUGCUUAAGACAUCCUCGGCCUUUGAAGUUUGAAAAAGACUGUCUUCGCUAACAGGCUCAGGAAACACCAAUAAAUCUGUUAUCAAACACAGAAAUGGCAAACCGAUCUGAGGAUGGAAACCACACUACAAAUCAAGAGGCAUUUUGCAUCAAUACGUCGUUUGGAAGAGAACUGCAUCUGUUUCUUGUGGUGCUAAAUAUUUGCUUGGGUAUAACCGCAUUUACGUGGAAUGCUCUCAUUCUUGUCGCAUUGCAAAAGUGUUCAGUUCGCCCCCCAACGAAAUUGCUAUUCCGCUGUCUUGCCAGCACAGAUCUUUGUGUGGGUCUCAUUCUACAGCCACUCUACGUUACUUAUUUGGUAAUCAGAGAAUCUCCUAACGUUUGCCGUCUUCAAGGAACACUGACCAGUAUUGCAAGUGGAAUAUUUUGUGGCAUGUCGUUGACAACAUUAACCGCACUAAGCGUGGAAAGACUUCUAGCCCUGUUGCUGGUUAUGAGGUAUAGGGAGGUAGUUACUCUAACACGCGUUCGCAUUCUGGUGGCUAUAAUGUGGGCUUUCUGUGCUAUCAGUUCGGUGCUGUUUUUCGUAAGUUUUUACGUCGCUGUAGGAAUGGUCAGCAUCAUUAUGGUACUGUGUUUAUUUAUCUCUGUCUUCUGUUACACGAAAAUAUAUGUCGCUUUCAACCGACACCAGAGACAGUUGGCACACAAUACCCCCCAGAGAAAUUCCAAAAAACCUGGAGGAGAUAUUCUCCUGAGCACGCCACGAUACAAAAAGACAGUUUCCUUCUCAUUGUUAUUGCAAAUGGCGUUAGUGACUUGUUAUCUUCCCUUUGCAAUUGUUGCAGCCUUGUUUUCCUUCACCGAAGUACGAUCGUCACUUCUUGAUUUCGCUUGGUUCGUAGCAUUGUCGGUCGUUAUGUUAAACUCAACUCUGAACCCGAUUCUUUACUUCUGGAAGAUCCGAGAUGUGAGACAGGCAGUAAAAGACACAAUGAGAAAGCUUGUUGGUCACUAAACGCUUAAAAUGGGAUGAGACAGAUGUUAUGGAUUAACAAAGAGAAACGGAAAUGACUUUUUACCUGACUUUUUGCCAGAAGUCUUUAUUUAGCUCUAAAUACGUAUUUCCUGUGGAGUAAUUCAGGAUUGUAUAGGUUCAAAAUACUUAUUUUAUCAAGAGUCCUCAUACCUUAAAUUCUUUCUUGUCUCACUUA